This is a messenger RNA of Linepithema humile (Argentine ant), 1539 nucleotides long. The record is from RefSeq and is a predicted model, not a curated record. NCBI's taxonomy places the organism in Eukaryota, Metazoa, Arthropoda, Insecta, Hymenoptera, Formicidae.
AUGGGUGAUCAAAUUGAUCUCAUAGACGCAACAUCGCAACACAUUAUAACUGCGAAUAGUUUUACGAAGUCAAUAAAGAUACUGAAAUAUACAGAUGACAAAAAAGGUUGUACAGAAGAAAAUGAAAUAUCUUAUGGAGUCGGCGUGGAACAAAAUAGAAUCGACGAUUCUUAUAUGAAUUUAAUCUCAUUUGAUCCUACAGGAACAAAAUUUGCUGCCAGUUGCUAUAAUUAUUUUGAAAGUUUAUCGUUUCUAAUUUACGAUAUUGGUAAAAGGAUGCGUGUCAAAGUGCGUUUAAACUGUCCGAACAGUAUUUUAUCGACAACAUUACAAAAUACAUUGCUAUCAGUAAUAGCUAAAGAGAUUAAGAAACGACGAAUACUGGUGUUGUGUGCAAUUAUGCGAAAAUUGCAAAAAAAUGAAAAGAGACCGUACAGGAAGAAGCAAUACUGGGUAGCACCAUAUCUAAAGGAUCGUCCAGAGCACAGUUUUUAUUAUGUGUCAAUUCCUAAACUGACCAUAGAGAAUGGAGUACGAUUCCACAAUUAUUUCCGAAUGUCCGCAACACAAUUUGAGGAAUUGUUAUCUAUUGUUGGACCGCUAUUGAUAAAAGAAAAUGUUAUUCGAGAGCCCAUACAACCGAAAGAACGUUUGAUGAUAACAUUAAGGUAUCUUGCUUCUGGCGAUUCAAUGACGUCAAUGUCAUACCAGUAUCUAGUUGGGGUAACAACAGUUUGUAAUAUUAUUCGAGAGACAUGCGAAGCAAUUUGGAGCAAUUUGUGUCCUUUGGUUUUAUUAUCAGUAUUGUUGGAAGGAGACUGGCUCGAAAUUGCAAAUGAUUUUGAAGAAUUGUCCAAUUUCAUUUACUGCAUUGGUGCUAUCGAUGGAAAACAUGUAACAAUUCAAUGUCCCAACAAUGCUGGUUCAACGUACUACAACUACAAGCAUGCUCAUAGUGUAGUAUUAAUGGCCAUUUGUGAUGCACGCUAUAUAUUUCGUUUUGUUGACAUCGGGGCGUACGGACGACGAAGCGAUGGAGGUAUUUUCGGCGACAGUGCUAUCGGCAAGAACUUCAAUGCAAACCGCAUGAAUGAACCAAAACCAUCAACUGUUGCAGGAGGACGAAUUUUGCCAUACUGUCUCGUGGGAGACGAAGCAUUCCCUUUAAAAUCAUAUUUGCUUCGUCCUUAUCCAGCCAGCCAGUGGCGGCUAUAUCGCAAACCAAUUAUUGCUUUCCCAGAGAAUGCUAAAUUGAUGGUGCAGGCGACGGUUUGUCUGCAUAAUUGGAUCCGCAAAGACGACAUUGAUAAAAAUGCAUAUGUUUCUGCGGAUAUGGUGGAUGAAAUUCAUGCCAAUGAUCCAAAUAGUUUCACAUCAGGUUCUUGGCGAAGAAUCUUUGAAGAUGGUUGUGCUUUUCGAAAUAUUGGUCAUUGUGGCUCGAAUACCAGUGCGCGAAACUGUAUUCAGAUGCGCGAUGAAUUUUGCGAUUACUUUUGUAGUGAAGGAGAGGUACCUUGGCAGAAUAACCGACAUAAAUAA